Molecule: messenger RNA, 2744 nt
Organism: Prionailurus viverrinus (fishing cat)
Lineage: Eukaryota; Metazoa; Chordata; Mammalia; Carnivora; Felidae
Product: adhesion G protein-coupled receptor E2-like
Exons: 19
Coding region: 310-2592 (760 amino acids)
Biological process (GO): cell surface receptor signaling pathway; adenylate cyclase-activating G protein-coupled receptor signaling pathway
Cellular component (GO): membrane
Molecular function (GO): calcium ion binding; G protein-coupled receptor activity
Source: RefSeq, a predicted model, not a curated record
GCUAGUCAGUUCUUCUAGGGCAUACUUUUGCUUCAACAGGAAAUAUUAUUGGCCCACAGCUCAAGAUUGAAUUCCCCCACUGCUCAGGCUUCAUGUUUCUGUACCAUGAAGGGAAGAUACUUUGCAUUUCAUCCAGAUCAAGUUGCACAAAGUCACAGAGCCAAAGAGUGGCAGAACUCAUUCAAAUUUAGUUGCAAUCAACUCCAAGAACAGUCGUGCAAUCUCAGGCCAGCCUGGAAGUGAAAAUGGAUUCAAACCGCUUCAAAAGAAGAAAUAUCCUGACUAUAAAGAACAGAUAUUAAUAUCUGAAUGAAGACAGGCGGAUCUGAAAAUUUCCUCAUAAGAUGCCUCUGUGUCCUGCUAAUACCAUUGGGAGCUAUUGCCCACAAGAAUGGAGCUCCCUGUGCUCGGUGCCCACGGAAUGCCCACUGUACCAAUGCCAGCUCCUGCCGCUGUGAUCCUGGAUUCACUUCACUCUCUGGAAAGGUCAUCUUUAGCACCUCCUCGGAGGUCUGUACAGAUAUCAACGAGUGUGGCCCACCUUUAUACAUGUCUUGUGGAAGCCUUGCACAUUGUCACAACGUGGAGGGGAGUUACUACUGUGAGUGUGCCCCUGGGCACGAGCUCCUUUCAGGAGGCACAAAAUUCCAAAGCGAGAAAGAGAACACUUGUCAAGAUGUGGACGAAUGCAGCUCCGGAAAACACCAAUGCCACAACACCACCCACUGCAUCAAUGUGAAGGGCAGCUACAAAUGCUACUGUCACCAUGACUGGGUGGCCAGAUCCAGGCCUCUACAUGGUCUGAACUUCACCAUCUGUGAAGAAGUCUCCUUCCCCUCAUGGACAUCACCUUCUGGAGUCAACAGCCAGAGUCUCUCCCGCUUCUUUGACAAGGUCCAGCAGUUAUCCCAAGACUUCAAGCCAGCUUUGGCCAAGAACACCAUCCAGGACCUCAUGCAGGAAGUAGAUGAGCUGCUGGAGACCCCAGGGGACCUGGAGACCUUGGCCCCUUCAGAGCAGCACUGUGUGGCCACUCACCUGCUCGUUGGCCUGGAGGAUGUCCUGAGAGUGUUGAGCAAGUUGCUGCCCAAUGGGCCACUGACCGCACAUGCUCCUGCAGGCACAGGACUGUCUCUGACGGUGCAGGACCAAGGAAUCGGGGAUGUCACCUUGGGCCAGAGCCAGGCAAAGAUGCAGCUGAAGUGGGAUGUGGCACAGGAAUCCAAUGACUUGGGUCCUUCUGUGGUGGGCCUCGUCUCCACUCCAGGGAUCAGCAAGUUACUGGCCGAGGCGCCCCUGGUCCUGGACUCUAAGCAGCAGACAGUUCUGCGUGAACACAGGGACUUCCUGGCAGGAGGCUCCCCUGUCCUGCUCUCAGAUGUCGUCUCUGCCUUUGUGAGCAACAAGGACACCCAGAACCUCGGCUCCCCCGUCACCUUCAUCUUCUCCCACCACUUGGUGACGCCCGGGCCAACGCAGAAGGUGUUCUGUGUCUUCUGGGAGCACAGUCAGGACGGAUGUGGUCAUUGGUCCACCACGGGCUGCAGGAUGGUGGCCACCGGAGACGCCAGCACCACCUGCCAGUGCUCCCACCUCAGCAGCUUUGCUGUCCUCAUGGCCCACGGCCACAUUCAGGAGGAUCCCGUGCUGGCUGUCAUCACCUACGUGGGGCUGGGCCUCUCUCUGCUGUGCCUCCUCCUGGCAGCCCUCACCUUCCUCCUGUGCAAAGCCAUCCAGAACACCAGCACCUCGCUCCACCUGCAGCUCUCCAUCUGCCUCUUCCUGGCCCACCUGCUCUUCCUCACGGCCAUCGACCAGACCAAGAUCAAGCUGCUGUGCACCAUCAUCGCGGGAGUCUUACACUAUCUCUACCUGGCCUCCUUCACCUGGAUGCUGUUGGACGGUCUACACCUCUUCCUCACGGCACGCAACCUGACGGUGGUCAACUACUCCAGUGUGAGCAGGCUCAUGAAGUGGCUCAUGUUCCCUGUGGGCUAUGGAGUCCCAGCUAUAAUAGUGGCCAUUUCUGCUGCAUCCAGACCUUCCCUUUAUGGAACACCCACCAGAUGCUGGCUCCACACAGACAAAGGAUUUGUAUGGACCUUCCUGGGCCCCGUCUGCACCAUCUUCUCCAUUAAUCUGGCCUUCUUUCUGAUGACCUUCUGGAUAGUGAAAAACAAGCUCUCCUCCCUCAACAGAGAUGUGUCCACCCUCCAGAACACCAGGAUGCUGACAUUCAAAGCGACGGCUCAGCUCCUCAUCCUGGGCUGCACGUGGUGUCUGGGUGUCCUGCAGGUGGGGGCAGCUGCCCGCAUCAUGGCUUACCUCUUCACCAUCAUCAACAGCCUGCAGGGAGCAUUCAUCUUCCUGGUGUACUGCCUCCUCAGCCAGCAGGUCCGGGAGCAGUACGGGAAAUGGUUCAGAGGGGUCAGGAAAGCCAAAGCCGAGCCUGAGAAUUACACGCUCUCAAGCGGGACCGUGUCUGAUGCCUCCAAGCACAGUGCGGCUCUCCAUUCUUCCAACUCCUCACAUCCCCCACAUUCGGAAAGCCUACUUCCCGGCUUCACAGAAUCCCCAGUGCCCAAGCCUUGAGUUCCUGAUCAUGUUUCUGGAUUGCUGACCCCCCCAACACUGACACUUCAAGCCCACUUACUGCAGAUGCACAGUCUCAGAUUCAGGAGACAAGAGUUUCUGGUGUCCAGGCUCCUCUAGGCACAAACUUCCCGUUUCCAGAUUCUGCGGAU